AUGGCCAUGCUGACAAAGAAUCUUACAAUCGUCGAUGAUGGCGGUGUUUACGAGAUUAGCAGCAACGAAGAAUUCCGGGAUUUGCUCGAAUCCUUGGAAACCAAAUAUUUGGAGAAUGUGGAGACGGGGCGUCGAGUGAUUGGAUUCUUGUCACUUGUGGAUGGUGCUAGCUACACUACCGCUAAUCGCAAUAAUAAUAAUACACCAAUCAUAAUAUCUACAGACGAAUCAUCCUCAGAUGACCAGGAGCGAUCGCAAGAUGAGGAGGAGUACGAUGACGAGGAGGAGGAUGAUGAUGAUGAACUCGAAACGCAAAUGGCAAUUUCGGAACAAGACAGUGAUAAUCUUCCAAAAUCAAGAGGCAAAAGUGGUGCAACAGCGAAGAACCAAGUCGCUAUCGCGAAACGAAAUGGCGUAGUACCAAAGGCCAUUGUGGUACGGCGAGCAAGUAGUUGUACGACUGAUGUCAAGAGGAAAGCGAGGAACUCAUUGGGUCAAAAGAAGCAGCAACACAUGGAGCGAAGUUUAAAGAAGCAACUUGACAUUGCUAGUAAGCUCGUAAAAUCAGGAAAUGAGUUGGCCAAACAAGGCAAGCUUGUUGGUGCAAUGAAUGCCUAUCGAAAGGUUCUCAAGAUUCGAUUAAAGGUCCUUGGUAAGCACCAUCCCAACGUGGCAACUGCCUUUAGCAAUCUCGGCAGCAUCCUCUAUGUACAAGGUAAAUAUGAAGAAGCCACGAAUAUGUAUGGAAGGGCACUCAAAAUCCAGUUGCGAAUCCAUACUAGUAGUGGAAGCAAAUGUCAUCCGGAUGUCGCCCAACUGUGUUACAAUCUUGGCAAAUCGUAUCAGCAUCAACCAACCAAGGAGGAAGACUCCCGAAAGGCAUACGAAUUUGCACUUUCCAUUUAUUUGAAAACAAGUGGCGAGGAUUGUGGGAAGGUAUCCGAGAUUCGAAAGAGUCUGACAGCGUUGUAA
Cylindrotheca closterium is the source of this 972-nucleotide messenger RNA. The record is from the annotation of a GenBank genome assembly. NCBI's taxonomy places the organism in Eukaryota, Bacillariophyta, Bacillariophyceae, Bacillariales, Bacillariaceae.